Messenger RNA from Lactuca sativa (garden lettuce), 1450 nucleotides. Its product is annotated as OVARIAN TUMOR DOMAIN-containing deubiquitinating enzyme 12. NCBI's taxonomy places the organism in Eukaryota, Viridiplantae, Streptophyta, Magnoliopsida, Asterales, Asteraceae. Gene Ontology annotation, biological process: protein deubiquitination. Gene Ontology annotation, molecular function: cysteine-type deubiquitinase activity. The record is from RefSeq and is a predicted model, not a curated record.
AAUAAGAAUUGUCCCAAAAAGCGACUCGGGUGAGUAUUCCACUUCCGAACAGCCAAACACUAUAGAGAUGUUCAAAGUUUGAUGAUUCCGCUUUUGAAGGGACACUUUUUCGAUCUGCAAUAAAAUAUCAAUCGGACACCAAUCCAAGGUUUAUACACUUUUAACUUUAUGAAAUAGAAGCUAUUCAAUUACAAUGUUGCAUCAAAUCUGGGGGGAAAAGGGAAAGCGAAAGGGACACGACACCUAAUUUAAGUAGUUUUUGUAGUUCAUAAGAUUCUAACUUCGGCAUUGUCACUUCCACGAACAACCAUUUGCUGCAUAAAAGAACUUGUUUGACUAGUAAGAAUCAGCUGGAAAACUAUGAAUUAAACAAUCACAAUUCAGACAUUACCAAAAUGUUUACAUAUGGUCAAGAUCCCGAUGUUGUUCGGUGGGGUCUCCAGCUAUUUGAUGGUGGGCCAUAUUGUGGAUAUGGUCCACAAAAUUACACAGAUUGUUAUCAUGAUCAGUAUUCUAGAGAAGAAGCCAGUUAUCACACGGAAUGCAUCACCACAGAAAAUGACAAACUUGCCCUUCAAGAAAACACAUCCCCUUUUUUGGUUGCAGAAGCGUCUACACCUUCUUGUGAAGAAAUUGAUCAUUCACAAUCAUCAUUUUAUCUACAAGAUUCACUUAAUCAGUCUAUGGCAAACUACAGUCUUGAAGAUGAUGAUGAUGAUGAUGAGAACACAAAUGAUAGCCCUACAAGGCAGUUUGACUAUGGGGAGGAAUUGUCUUACUCAUUGGAGUUGAGUGAUGAUGAAGUAGGCAAGAGGCUGAAUCAGAUGGCUUCUGUUCCUCAUAUUCCCAAAGUCAAUGGAGAAAUUCCUUCCUUAGAUGAGGCAACUUUAGAUCAUCAAAGGCUACUCGAUAGGCUGCAGUUAUAUCAAUUAGUAGAGUCUAAAGUUCAAGGGGAUGGAAAUUGUCAGUUUCGAGCAUUGUCAGAUCAAGUUUAUCGUACAACUGAACACCAUCAAUUUGUGAGACAACAAAUUGUAAAUCAGCUUAAAUUACACGCAGAUAUAUACGAGGGAUAUGUCCCUAUGGUUUAUGAUGAUUACUUAAAGAAUAUGGCCAAGGUUGGUGAAUGGGGUGAUCAUGUCACGUUGCAGGCUGCUGCUGAUUUGUAUGGCAUCAAAGUUUUUGUAAUCACAUCAUUUAAGGACACGUGUUAUAUCGAGAUUGUUCCGAGUGUUCAAAGGUCAAAUCGAGUAAUUUUCUUGAGCUUUUGGGCUGAGGUUCAUUACAAUUCAAUACAUCCUGUGGAAGAUAUCCCGAAUAUGAGACCAUGAAGAACUGAUGUGGAAGAUGAUGAUUUGAGUGGUUAUUGCAACUUUCUACUCUCUUCCAGCUUAUUAUAUCAUUAAACAUUCUUGUGAAAUAAUAUACUUUUACUUUUACUCCUUGUUAA